AUGAAUCACAGAACCUCCAAGUUUCUAUGGGGAGUUUUGUGGGUUAUUUUCUGCGUUAGCGGCGUCGAUGCAUUCUCCUGGGGCAGCAACGGAGACAGAUCCAACUUCCCUCGGUCCUUGGUAGAGCACAUCGUGAACCCCACGGUUGCGGCCCGGGACAAGUCGCGCCUGUCAAGUGUCUUCGACGUCGCUAUGCAAGAGCUUCAAGAUCUCGAGUCCGAACCCUUGUGCCAUCGUAUCGCCGCCCGACUACUGGUUAACAAUUGUCAGCUACUCGACGGGAAAGACGAUGCUACCGUCCUCAUCGAUAGCGGUAGACAGGUUCGUGACUUUGUCGACUCUUAUGCAGCCAGUCUCGCCAUUUGCGACCUCGAAAGAGGCAGUUUUGUCAUCCCCUCUGGCUGUACGCCGUUCCGAGAGUACUCUUUGAUCAGUCUCCCUGACUCGACAAUCCCUCGACUUCACGUUUCCCCUCAACAGAUCGACUCGUGUCUUUCGGGGCUGGCCAAGUCAGACUCGGCAUGGAAUACUUGGGUCAGCUAUCGCCACAAGGCUUUGAGGUUCUGCGAGGCUGCUCGUGCAGAUAACGACAAAGCCCAGAGUAUUCGCCUGCACCAGCGGCUCACAGAAGUUCUGUCCAAGCUCUCUGAGGGGGUUGAGCGUGAACUUGAGGCUCGAUUCGAGACCAUCAACGCGCGAGCGACAGAGGCGACGAAACGGCUAGAGAAAAUGAUCCCUGACAUUGACCGACUGCGAGACACACUUCAAGACUUGGACCACACGAUUUCUCAGAAUGUGAUGCAGAUGGCCCAGGAAUCAAACUCUGCGAUGAAAAGCGGUCUUGAGGAUGCCCAAACCCUCCAACAGUUGCUGAGCGUUCUUCUCAAAACAUUCUUGAGCAACAAUGCCGAAGUUGCAGCGUCUCAAAAAGUGGCACUAACAAACUUCAAGGACCAUGCUGAGCUCGAAGUUGCUGUUGUCAUGUCCGCGCUCGCAACAGCUGCAGCGUCGUCUGUUUCCCUACAGAGUCAGAUGGGAUUGGAGAGACUUCUAGAUGUCACAGAAGACUUGUCGUCAAAGUACGAGUCCCAUACCGAUAAUCUAGAUCUGGCCCAGAGAUUGUCAGGCAGUCUAUUGGAGACACUAGACGAUAUGGUGAUCUCAACGUCUGACGUUCGUGGCUCUCUCAGCCGUCGAUCUAGCUGGACAAGCUGGCUGCCGUACCUCAUGUGUCCGGCUGCAUCCCUACUCAUGGGAUCGUACGGUCUACCGCCAUCCGCCGUUAGGAACUUUGGACUUAUAGUGCUAGGUAAGUUCACUGUCGGCUUCUUGAUGAAGGCGUGA
Colletotrichum higginsianum IMI 349063 is the source of this 1344-nucleotide messenger RNA. Its product is annotated as Nuclear membrane fusion protein Kar5. Gene Ontology annotation, cellular component: endoplasmic reticulum membrane. Lineage: Eukaryota; Fungi; Ascomycota; Sordariomycetes; Glomerellales; Glomerellaceae. The coding region runs from base 1 to 1344 and encodes 447 amino acids. Gene Ontology annotation, biological process: karyogamy involved in conjugation with cellular fusion; nuclear membrane fusion involved in karyogamy. The record is from RefSeq and is a predicted model, not a curated record. The transcript has 4 exons.